UUCCAUAUCACAAUAACCUCAAAACAUUUUCCCCAAAUUCAAAUACAAUUCUUCAAAUUUAACCAUUUCAAUUGUCUAGUUUUUUCAUGGCAGAUUCACAUCAACAACCGGCUUCGGGGCCAACCGCCUCAGCCGCUUCAUCUCUACCCAAUUUCCUUGUUUCUGUAAAACUAAAAUAUGUAAAAUUAGGCUACCAUUACUUGAUCACACACGGUAUGUACCUAUUAUUAACCCCUCUCUUAGCCGUAGUCUCGGUCCACUUAUCGACGCUCACAACACGCGAUGUUAUCCAUUUAUGGGAGCAGCUUCGGUUCAAUUUAGUCACUGUGGUCAUUUGCUCGGUGUUAACGGUGUUUUUAGCCACAGUCUACUUCAUGAGUAGACCAAGGAAGGUGUACCUUGUGGAUUUCGCCGCUUAUAAACCCGAAGAUGCCCGAAUGGUGACUCGGGAAAUAUUUAUAGACCGGUCGACUCAAACGGGGAUGUUUACUGAAGAGAAUUUAGCGUUUCAGAAGAAGAUUUUGGAACGAUCGGGUUUAGGGCAGAAGACGUACUUUCCUGAUGCGGUUUUGCAAGUUCCGCCUAACCCGUGUAUGGCGGAAGCGAGGAAAGAGGCGGAGAUAGUGAUGUUUGGAGCUAUAGAUGACUUGUUGGCGAAAACCGGAAUGAAAGCUAAGGAUAUUGGGAUAUUGAUAGUGAAUUGUAGCUUGUUUUGUCCAACACCUUCAUUGAGUUCAAUGAUUGUGAACCAUUAUAAGCUUAGAGGGAAUAUUAUGAGCUAUAAUCUUGGUGGAAUGGGUUGUAGUGCUGGAUUGAUUGCCAUUGAUCUUGCAAAGCAACUUCUACAGGUAAACCCUAAUUCGUACGCACUGGUUGUCAGCACAGAAAACAUAACCCUAAACUGGUACCAUGGCAACAACAGAUCAAUGCUUGUAUCCAACUGCUUAUUCCGAAUGGGAGGAGCUGCAGUGUUGCUAUCAAACCGCUCCUCAGACCGCCGUCGUUCAAAAUACCAACUCAUCCACACUGUCCGCACACACAAAGGUGCAGACGACAGGUGUUACAACUGUGUGUUCCAAGAAGAAGAUGAGAACAAAAAAAUAGGUGUAGCACUUUCAAAAGACCUCAUGGCGGUCGCCGGUGAAGCCCUUAAGACGAACAUCACCACGCUCGGACCACUCGUUCUUCCAAUGUCCGAACAAAUCUUGUUUUUCAUGACAUUGGUUGCAAGAAAAGUGUUCCAGAUGAAGAUCAAACCCUACAUUCCGGACUUCAAACUGGCAUUUGAGCAUUUUUGCAUUCAUGCAGGAGGAAGGGCUGUUCUUGAUGAGUUAGAAAAGAAUCUUGAAUUAUCUGACUGGCAUAUGGAACCAUCUAGGAUGACUCUAAAUAGGUUUGGUAACACUUCGAGUAGUUCGUUAUGGUACGAGUUAGCGUACUCCGAGGCCAAGGGUCGGAUCCGAAAGGGUGAUCGAUCGUGGCAAAUUGCUUUCGGGUCUGGUUUUAAGUGUAAUAGUGCGGUGUGGAAAGCGUUGAGGACGAUUAAUCCGGCUAAGGAGAAAAAUCCUUGGACUGAUGAGAUUAAUGAUUUCCCGGUUCAUGUUCCGAAGAUUGAGAAGAUUGGCUCGUAAAAAGCUCGAAUUUAUUUUUACUAUUUUCAUGUGUAAAAAUAUUAUUAUAAUAAUACAUAUUGUUAUUGUUGUAUAUGUGAUUGUAAAAAGUCAAAUGUGUAAUUCCGUUUUGACUUUUCAUUAUGAUAUAUUGAGUUUUAAUUUUUGUUUUUUA
This is a messenger RNA of Helianthus annuus (common sunflower), 1785 nucleotides long. RefSeq names its product 3-ketoacyl-CoA synthase 11. Gene Ontology annotation, molecular function: acyltransferase activity, transferring groups other than amino-acyl groups. NCBI's taxonomy places the organism in Eukaryota, Viridiplantae, Streptophyta, Magnoliopsida, Asterales, Asteraceae. Gene Ontology annotation, cellular component: membrane. The transcript is spliced from 2 exons. The coding region runs from base 87 to 1631 and encodes 514 amino acids. The record is from RefSeq and is a predicted model, not a curated record. Gene Ontology annotation, biological process: fatty acid biosynthetic process.